Molecule: messenger RNA, 2214 nt
Organism: Lagenorhynchus albirostris (white-beaked dolphin)
Lineage: Eukaryota; Metazoa; Chordata; Mammalia; Artiodactyla; Delphinidae
Gene: IL17RD
Product: interleukin 17 receptor D
Exons: 13
Coding region: 1-2214 (737 amino acids)
Molecular function (GO): interleukin-17 receptor activity
Source: RefSeq, a predicted model, not a curated record
AUGGCCCCGUGGCUGCAGCUCUGCUCUGUCUUCUUCACAGUCAACGCCUGCCUCAACGGCUCCCAGCUGGCAGUGGCCGCAGGCGGCUCCAGCAGAACGCGGGGCGCCGACACCUGUGGCUGGAGGGGAGUGGGGCCGGCCAGCAGAAACAGCGGGCUGCAUAACAUCACCUUCAGAUAUGACAACUGCACCACUUACUUGAAUCCAGUGGGGAAGCACGUCAUCGCCGAUGCCCAGAACAUCACCAUCAGUCAGUAUGCUUGCCACGAUCAAGUGGCAGUCACCAUUCUUUGGUCCCCAGGAGCCCUCGGCAUCGAAUUCCUAAAAGGAUUUCGGGUAAUACUGGAGGAGCUGAAGUCAGAGGGAAGACAGUGCCAACAACUGAUUCUAAAGGACCCGAAGCAGCUCAACAGUAGCUUCAAACGAGCUGGAGUGGAAUCUCAGCCUUUCCUGAAUAUGAAAUUUGAAACAGAUUACUUUGUAAAGAUUGUCCCUUUUCCUUCCAUUAAAAAUGAAAGCAAUUAUCACCCUUUCUUCUUCAGAACCCGCACCUGUGACCUGCUAUUGCAGCCGGACAACCUGGCCUGUAAACCCUUCUGGAAGCCUCGGAACCUCAACAUCACCCAGCACGGUUCAGACAUGCAGGUGUCCUUCGACCAUGCACCCCACGCCUUUGGCUUCCGUUUCUUCUAUCUUCAUUAUAAGCUCAAGCAUGAAGGACCCUUCAAGCGAAAGACCUGUAAACAGGAGCAAAAUACAGAGACAACCAGCUGCCUCCUUCAAAAUGUAUCUCCUGGGGAUUAUAUAAUUGAGCUGGUGGAUGACACUAAUAUGACAAGAAAAGUGAUGCAUUAUGCCUUAAAACCAGUGUAUUCCCAAUGGGCUGGGCCCAUCAGAGCUGUUGCCAUCACUGUGCCGCUGGUUGUCAUAUCGGCAUUUGCGACGCUGUUCACGGUGAUGUGCCGCAAGAAGCAGCAAGAAAAUAUAUAUUCACAUUUAGAUGAAGAGAGUUCUGAGUCCUCCACGUACAUCACGGCACUUCCCAGGGAGAGGCUCCGGCCACGGCCCAAGGUCUUCCUCUGCUAUUCCAGUAAAGAUGGCCAGAAUCACAUGAACGUCGUCCAGUGUUUUGCCUACUUCCUCCAGGACUUCUGUGGCUGUGAGGUCGCUCUGGACUUGUGGGAAGACUUCAGCCUCUGCAGAGAAGGGCAGAGAGAAUGGGUCAUCCAGAAGAUUCACGAGUCCCAGUUCAUCAUCGUGGUGUGUUCCAAAGGCAUGAAAUACUUCGUAGACAAGAAGAACUACAAGCACAAAGGAGGCGCCCGAGGCUCGGGGAAAGGGGAGCUCUUCCUGGUGGCGGUGUCUACCAUCGCUGAGAAGCUCCGCCAAGCCAAGCAGAGCUCAUCCACGGCGCUCAGCAAGUUCAUCGCCGUCUACUUCGAUUAUUCCUGCGAGGGAGACGUUCCCGGUGUCCUGGACCUGAGCACCAAGUACAAACUCAUGGACCACCUUCCCCAGCUCUGCUCCCACCUGCAUUCCCAGGACCUCAGCCCCCAGGAGCCGGGGCUGCAGCCCGGACGCAUUAGCAGGAGGAACUACUUCCGGAGCAAAUCGGGCCGCUCCCUAUACGUCGCCAUUUGCAACAUGCACCAGUUUAUCGACGAGGAGCCUGACUGGUUUGAGAAGCAGUUUGUUCCCUUCCAUCUCCCCCCACUCCGCUACCGGGAACCGGUUCUGAAGAAGUUUGACUCAGGCUUGGUUUUAAACGAAGUCCUGUGCAAGCCAGGGCCGGAGAGCGACUUCUGUCUCAAGGCCGAGGCCGCUGGCUCCGGGGCGCCGGCCGACCCGCACUCUGAGGGCUCGCAGUUCGCUCCGGACGAAGACGCGGAGGCUGGGCCCGUGCCGGGCGCCAGCGCGGUCUUGCGGCCCCUGCUGCACGAGGUGAAAGCUGCUGGCCCCUCGGACAUGCCACGGGACUCGGGCAUCUACGACUCGUCCGUGCCUUCGUCCGAAUUGUCCCUGCCCCUGAUGGAAGGGCUCUCCACGGACCAGACGGAGACGUCUUCGCUGACGGAGAGCCUGUCGUCCUCAUCAGGCCUGGGUGAGGAGGACCCUCCCGCCCUUCCUUCCAAGCUCCUCGCCUCUGGGGCAUGCAAAGCAGAACCUGGUUGCUGCAGCUACACUGGUGAACUCCACACGGUCGCUCCUUUGUAA